CCUCACACAGCGUCUCUCCGCGGCCAUGGUAACAGUCUCCUCAAUUCUGGACCUUUUAUUCAGAAUAACAACAUAAACAAGUACUUUUCAUGCCUAACUAUUAAUCAGCAUGGAUUUGGCAGAGAUUUGUGACAAUGCCAAGAAGGGCCGUGAGUAUGCUUUGCUGGGGAACUAUGAUUCCUCCACCGUGUACUACCAGGGUGUCAUUCAACAGAUCCACAAGCACUGUCAGUCCUUUAGAGACCCUGCACUUAAAGUCAGAUGGCAAAAGGUCAGGCAGGAGCUGAUUGAGGAGUAUGAGCAGGUGAAAGGCAUCAUGAGAACACUCGAGAGCUUUAGGUCAGUGAAGCCAGGUGACAUCUUUGUCACUCAGUCAGGUGACAGACCUGAGAAUCCGGCAGUCUGGCCCCCUCCCACCCCUGCAGAGCACAGGAAUCCUGUUGCAGUGAAGCGACCAAAUAGUGCGGUGAAGCAGCAGAAGAAGGACUCCCCUGGUCUGCAACAUCGAGGAGCAGGGCAAGGAGGUCGCAUUCAGGCCAACCCCAAACCAGACCGGCCAGGAUCCAAAGAUACCCGAGGCGCAAAGACUAAAGAUGAUAAGGUAAAGAAAGACACACCUGGAGAUGUAGAACAGAGGAAGUUUGAUGGCGUGGGAUAUGACCGCGACUUGGUGGACUCAUUGGAGAGAGAUAUUGUGUCUCGUAACCCUAAUGUUCACUGGGACGACAUUGCCGAUCUGGAAGAUGCUAAGAAACUGCUAAGAGAAGCUGUGGUCUUACCAAUGUGGAUGCCUGACUUUUUUAAGGGCAUUCGUCGUCCCUGGAAGGGUGUGUUAAUGGUUGGCCCUCCGGGUACAGGGAAGACCAUGUUAGCAAAAGCUGUGGCCACAGAGUGUGGGACUACUUUCUUCAACGUGUCCUCCUCCACCCUCACCUCCAAGUACAGGGGUGAGUCUGAGAAACUGGUUCGUCUACUGUUCGAAAUGGCUCGGUUUUAUGCACCAACAACGAUCUUUAUAGAUGAGAUCGACUCCAUCUGUGGUAGGCGAGGAACAUCUGAUGAACAUGAAGCCAGCCGCAGGGUGAAAUCAGAACUUCUCAUUCAGAUGGAUGGUGUGGGUGGAGCCCUGGAGAAUGAUGACCCCUCUAGGAUGGUGAUGGUCCUCGCUGCCACCAACUUCCCCUGGGACAUUGACGAGGCAUUACGACGACGGCUGGAGAAGCGCAUCUACAUACCCCUGCCCACAGCUGUGGGUCGCGCAGUGCUUCUAAAGAUCAACCUGAGGGAGGUGGACCUGGCUGCUGAUGUGAAUCUGGACCUCAUUGCUGAGAAGAUUGAGGGAUACUCUGGGGCGGACAUCACCAACAUCUGCAGGGAUGCGUCCUUGAUGGCGAUGCGCCGUCGAAUCCACGGCUUGAGUCCCGAAGAGAUCCGAGCUCUGUCCAAAGAUGAGCUGCAGAUGCCAGUGACCAUGGAGGACUUCACCCUCACACUCAAGAAGAUCUCCAAGUCUGUCUCUGCUGCUGACCUGGAGAAAUACGACGCUUGGAUGAGUGAGUUUGGAUCAGUAUAGAGGAAAUGUGGCGAGACCACAGUUCUCGUAGCUUCUCCUCAAGGAGGCGGUAAGAGGUGAAUGUCACAGAGCUGAGUGGAUUCUAGUAUGUGAACCAGACUGCACAUCAGGGAUCAAUAUAAUACAGGGGCUGAAGUUCUCAUCAGAAGAUUGAUGCCUUUGAGACAGUAUGAUGAGAACUGUCAGUGCCCUUUCACAUAUUGUUUUCUCAUCGUUGCUUCGGCACAGCUGUCCAUGACCUGAGGAAGAACAGGUCCCUCAUGUAGGGAACCUUUGAUGUAGAAAGUAGCCUGAAACACUCAGGUAGGACCAGGUAAUGCACACCAGUCUUAUAUUAGGCCUCAUGUAUUGUUGUCCUAAACCCCUUGUACUUUUUCUGUAACACUUCUUCCAAGUCAAAUUUACCAAACUCUUUAAUGGCACAAACUAAAUUGCUCAUAUUGACCUGAUGAAUGCAGCUGUUUACAAGCAGGUGAAUGUUUGUUUGGGAGUUCAUCAUUUGGGUUGCUAUGCAUGUAAGAGUCCCUGUUGUGUUUUGUUUCUCGGCAAGUUUUGUUCACAAAGUGUUUCCAAAGAGUUUCAUACCAUGGAGCUUCAAAUCCUGUUUAAUUAAAAGGCCCAAAGCAACUUGAAGUUCUUAAUAUAGCUGGUAACAACAUGCCAUCAGUGCAUUGUAAGAGAAUCUGUAUAACAAAUACUCAAUUGUUAAAGUUAUCA
Molecule: messenger RNA, 2290 nt
Organism: Monopterus albus (swamp eel)
Lineage: Eukaryota; Metazoa; Chordata; Actinopteri; Synbranchiformes; Synbranchidae
Gene: katnal1
Product: katanin p60 subunit A-like 1
Exons: 11
Coding region: 110-1573 (487 amino acids)
Biological process (GO): microtubule severing
Cellular component (GO): microtubule cytoskeleton
Molecular function (GO): microtubule binding; ATP binding; microtubule severing ATPase activity
Source: RefSeq, a predicted model, not a curated record